Messenger RNA from Neurospora crassa OR74A, 2028 nucleotides. Its product is annotated as dihydrolipoamide succinyltransferase. Gene Ontology annotation, cellular component: oxoglutarate dehydrogenase complex. Gene Ontology annotation, biological process: tricarboxylic acid cycle. The record is from RefSeq and is a predicted model, not a curated record. Lineage: Eukaryota; Fungi; Ascomycota; Sordariomycetes; Sordariales; Sordariaceae. The transcript is spliced from 4 exons. The coding region runs from base 397 to 1668 and encodes 423 amino acids. Gene Ontology annotation, molecular function: dihydrolipoyllysine-residue succinyltransferase activity.
AAAAAAGGUCGCGUAGAGCUACUGUGUGCAAAACAUAUGCUGGUGCAAGAACUUGUUGGAAAUGCGCGGGAGUCGCUUAUUAUGCGGGAGUGAAUUUGACAGCUUAUACGAUAUCUAAAAUGCAAUUGAGUUAAUGUACCCUUCCUCUGGGUCGCAGACGAUCUGACCGUUAGUUUUCCGGUUGUCCCGGCAGAUUUCUGUGCUGGGUGCUGCGUCAUUGUCGCCGAGUCAGAACGGGACCUGUAGCCUCACGACAAAUCUCAUCACAACCGCCAAUUUCGCGUUCUUCAUCCGACGCUGUUCCCCCCAACCUUGGUCCUACAAAACCUCUCAAAAGGCACAUCUUUAUCUUGCGUCCCUACCAACUCCUGCUCCUUUGCCCGACAUCCCGCUACUAUGCUGUACAAAGGUCUUCGUCUUGCGGCUCGCGCCGCUCCCAAACUCGCGCUCUGCAAUGCGACGCCCGCACUCCGGCAGCUUCCCCUGCAGUUCCAGCAUGUCCGCACCUACGCCGAUCAGGUCAUCAAAGUCCCCCAAAUGGCCGAGUCCAUCAGUGAGGGUACCUUGAAGCAGUGGAACAAGAAGGUUGGCGACUAUGUCGAGCAGGACGAAGAGAUCGCGACCAUCGAGACCGACAAGAUCGAUGUUGCCGUCAACGCUCCCGAGGCCGGUACCAUUAAGGAGUUCCUCGUCAAUGAGGAGGACACUGUCACAGUCGGCCAGGACAUCGUCCGGUUAGAGCUUGGUGGUGCGCCCAAAGAGGGCGGUGCCGAAAAGCCGGCCGCGUCCGAGAGCAAGGAGGCUGCUCCCAAGGACAGCGCUCCUGCUCCUGAGAAGGCUCCGGAGCCUAAGAAGGAGACCAAGCCCGCCGCUGCUCCUGCUCCUACGCCCGCCAAGAAGGAAACUCCUGCCCCCAAACAGGAGAGUACUCCUGCGAAGGAGGCCCCGGCUGCAUUGGGCAAUCGCGAGGAGCGCAGAGUCAAGAUGAACCGCAUGCGCCUCCGCAUCGCCGAGCGUCUCAAGCAGUCCCAGAACACGGCUGCCUCGCUUACCACAUUCAACGAAGUUGACAUGUCGGGCCUGAUGGAUUUCCGCAAGCAGUACAAGGACGAGAUCCUUAAGAAGACCGGUGUCAAGCUCGGCUUCAUGAGUGCCUUUUCCCGCGCAUGUGUCUUGGCCAUGCGCGAUAUCCCGGCCGUAAAUGCCUCGAUUGAGGGUCCCAAUGGCGGUGACACCAUUGUCUAUCGGGACUAUGUUGACAUCAGUGUCGCUGUGGCCACCGAGAAGGGUCUUGUCACUCCCGUAGUCCGCAAUGUUGAAGCCAUGGACCUCGUUGGCAUUGAGAAGUCCAUCGCUGAUAUGGGCAAAAAGGCUCGUGAUGGUAAGCUCACCAUUGAGGACAUGGCCGGUGGCACUUUCACCAUUAGCAACGGAGGCGUUUUUGGCUCCUUAAUGGGUACCCCGAUCAUCAAUCUUCCUCAGAGCGCAGUUUUGGGUCUCCAUGCUAUCAAGGAGCGACCUGUUGCUGUUAAUGGAAAGGUUGAAAUUCGCCCCAUGAUGUACUUGGCUCUCACCUACGACCACAGGCUGCUUGAUGGCAGGGAGGCUGUCCAGUUUCUGGUUAAGGUGAAGGAGUACAUUGAGGACCCCAGGAAGAUGCUUCUUUAGGUUGUUGUAGUGGCAAAAAAUCAAAGAUCGUGUGUAUUGCACCGGGCUUCUAGUGCUCCCAUAUCAUAUGGGUUGAACAAUGAUAAGAACAACAGAGUAUUGAGAGUUAAGUCAUUGGGAUGUGAGUGUAAUGGGUCUGGCGCCUGGGGAUAUGAUGCCUAGCCGCAGAGCCGAGGCACGCUCCCUAGUUGGCCGAUGCCUUAGGCCACCUGUUCUCUUCUAGUACUUAGCUUCCGGGCUGUAGGCCUUUCCCAGCCUACAAACCUUUUCCGCUUUGUUAAUAACAUUAAGCUUUAGUAUACCCUAGGUGCUGUAUUAUAUUUAGUAGACCCGUAAUAUAUCACGAGAAUCCCUCCUCGC